Messenger RNA from Betta splendens (Siamese fighting fish), 11201 nucleotides. It is a transcript of the gene secisbp2l, whose product is annotated as SECIS binding protein 2-like. The record is from RefSeq and is a predicted model, not a curated record. NCBI's taxonomy places the organism in Eukaryota, Metazoa, Chordata, Actinopteri, Anabantiformes, Osphronemidae. Bases 221 to 2962 code for a protein of 913 amino acids. Gene Ontology annotation, cellular component: ribonucleoprotein complex. Gene Ontology annotation, molecular function: ribonucleoprotein complex binding; selenocysteine insertion sequence binding; mRNA 3'-UTR binding. The transcript has 18 exons. Gene Ontology annotation, biological process: selenocysteine incorporation.
AGUGACAGCAGCGCAGCAACCGACAGCUACUGGCUAGUCGGUAGAGAGCGCCGCUAGCUGACGCAGCUAACGAGCAACAGUUAGUUCUGCUGCGUGGCUGGGAGGAAUCGGGUGAGUCCUUAGCUACCAUUCAGUGUCACCGACAAUGAAGUUAAGGAGGCUUACAUGCUGACAUCCACAUUGUGGUUAAUGACAGUCUGUCUUGGCGUCUUGGACUGACAUGGACGCUAAUGGCAAUAAGGAUGUGAAGCUUUCAGCUGAAGUGGAGCCGUUCAUCCCACAAAACAAAGGUCUUGAAGGACUACUAGUGAGCAUGAGUCUUUCUGGAGAGGUUGGCAGUGGAGGAGGGAACGGGGGUGUAGGCGCUGGCAGUGGAGUAGUGGAAACCACUCCCAUACCAAGCUACCUCAUCACCUGCUACCCUUUUGUCCAAGAAAACCAACCCAACAGGCAACAUCCUAUGUAUAAUGGAGGGGAGCUGCGCUGGCAGCAGCCUAACCCUGCCCCUGGUGGUCCAUACCUGGCUUACCCCAUCUUGUCUUCACCUCAACCUGCAGUCUCCAAUGAUUACGCUUAUUACCAGAUUAUGCCUGCUCCAUGCCCACCCAUGAUGGGUUUCUAUCAGCCUUUCCCUGGCACUUAUGCAGGUCCAGUUCAAGCUGGAGUAGUCAACUCUGUCUCAGCAGAUGUCGGCGAAAGACCAUUGCCUCUGGGGUCAACAUAUGGGGUAGCCGCUCAGAGGGGAAGAGGCACGGUCCGACCAAACAUUCUCCCUAAGCAACAUUUAGGAGUGUGUCAGCCUCCCAGAGGCCGCCGGGCUCCAACUAGGAGUGUAGCUGUGCAAAAGGAGGUAUGCACCUUGGGAGUUGGUGGUAGGACCAAGACAGUCUUACUAGUGGAUGCAGCACAGCAAACUGAUUUCCCAGCUGAAAUGUCAGGGCGGUGUGCUGCUCCUAGUCCUCUGCUGUGGAAGAACCGAUCAAGGAGAAGACGAGCAUCUCAUCCAGCUGAAAGCUACAAUGAGCAAGGGGCCUCUGAAGCAGAUAUAGACAGUGACAGUGGCUACUGUAGUCCCAAACACAACCAGGCAGCUGGGACAAUGCCACAAACAGCUGACAGUACAGCAGUGCCCACGGAAGUUGAGACUAGUGUAAUAACAGGAACCUGGGUAAAUGUAGCCUCUCAAGCUACUCCAAAGUCCUGGAUGGAAAGUCAAUUUCACAGAGCAGAUCAGAGGAAGAAUCCUGAACAGAGAAACUUCUUACAGGAUUUCUACAGUGGCUACGCAGGGCAUCUGCCUAGCCAGGCAGAACAAAGACUACAGCCAACUGUGGUCUCUGGCACUGUGGUCACCCCAGAGCUUCUCUUCUUUGAGGAUGAAGAUGACUUCCCUGAUCUUGCUGGUGGGAGUGCCCAUCGCACCAACAAACCAGAAUCUAAUUCAACCCAAACACACACACAACCUAAACUACCCAAAAACCUGCUGGAGAACCUACCAGAAAACUCUCCUAUCAACAUUGUGCAGACACCUAUUCCCAUUACUACCUCUGUUCCCAAGAGGGCAAAAAGCCAGAGGAAGAAGGCUUUGGCUGCUGCCUUGGCCACUGCACAGGAGUACUCUGAAAUCAGCAUGGAACAGAAGAAAUUACAGGAGGCAUUCACCAAAGCAGCUGGGAAGAAGAGCAAAACCUCUGUUGAGCUGGAUCUGGGAGACAUGCUGGCAGCUUUGGAGAAACAUCAGCAGGCAAUGAAGGCCAGACAGCUCACCAAUACGAAACCACUGUCAUUUACAGUUGGAACAGCUACACCAUUCCAUAGCUCAAUCAACAUGCCGUCAGUGCUAAAGAGUCAUCAACAGACAUACUCGGCUCCACAUAAUGUACUGGAUUCCACUGCACCUCGUGUCAAGAGAGGGAAAGAGAGAGAAAUCCCUAAAGUCAAACGACCAACAGCCCUAAAGAAGAUUAUUUUAAAGGAACGAGAAGGGAAAAAAGGGAAGACCAGUGUAGAACAGGAAUCUUCAGAUAAUCAGGAGCAGGGGGAUGAGUGUUUACAGUUUACUGAUCUUUCACGAGAGCCUGCAUCUCAAGAAGAGAUUGGUCUGAGCAUGCCGAGUGAUGCUUCCCUUUCUCCGGCCAGCCAGAACUCUCCAUAUAGCAUCACCCCAGUAUCCCAGGGUUCUCCUGCCAGCUCUGGAAUUGGAAGUCCGAUGGCUUCAAAUGCCAUCACUAAGAUCCAUAGCCGACGUUUUAGAGAGUACUGUAACCAAGUCCUGAGUAAGGAGAUAGAUGAGAGCGUGACGUUGUUGUUACAGGAACUAGUUCGUUUUCAGGAGCGGGUGUACCAAAAGGAUCCUACCAAGGCCAAAUCCAAGCGCCGCUUGGUCAUGGGUCUUAGAGAGGUCACCAAACACAUGAAGUUGCACAAGAUUAAGUGUGUCAUCAUCUCUCCUAACUGUGAGAAAAUCCAGGCCAAAGGUGGUUUGGAUGAGGCUUUGUACAAUGUUAUUGCCAUGGCUCGGGAGCAGGAGAUUCCAUUUGUAUUUGCCUUGGGCAGAAAAGCUCUUGGGCGCUGCGUCAACAAACUAGUGCCAGUCAGUGUGGUUGGCAUUUUCAAUUAUUUUGGAGCAGAGGGUCUUUUCAACCGUUUAGUGUCUCUGACUGAAGAGGCUCGCAAGGCUUAUAAAGACAUGGUGUCAGCUCUGGAGCAGGAGCAGGCAGAGGAGGCUUUAAAAAAUGAGAAAAAAAUUCCACACCACAUGGGGCAUUCUCGCAACCACUCUGCUGCUUCUGCUAUCUCCUUCUGCUCCAUCUUCUCUGAGCCAAUCUCAGAGGUCAAUGAAAAGGAAUAUGCCGUGUGGGUCGUCAGAAGGACCUGGAAGGGGCCUCGCCACCGUUUGGAGUCCCAAUGCUUCCUCCUGAACUCCUUAACGAUCGCCCAGUGCCCUGGUUGGAUGGUGUAAUGGUCCUGUCGCCUGUUUUCACCUGUUGGGAAAUCUGAAUUGUGGGGAAAAAGUGUUUGGGCGGCACAGCUUCCAUCAGGCCCAAACCAGGCUCCAUGGCUACAGGUGGAACUAUUCGUCUGCCAGAGUCAGCGUUCCUGUGAGGUAGAAAAAGUUUAAAGCACAGGGAGAUGAGGAAGGAGAGGGUGGAAAGGAAACGAGGAGAGGGAACAAGGAUCAGGAGAGGGAAGGGUUGUUAAGCAGCGACCUUCGCAGCAGCGUCUGCAGCUGUAUGUCGGCAGAAACAAAGUUGUCAAUGAUGUUGUGAGUCGGACAGUUACAAACAGCAUUAGCUGUAGGCAGCAAGACAACAUCCAGCAAAGCAGAACCUAAUCAUGUUGUGAGAUAGGUUUGCAAUCAGACUUCAAAAGUUUCCUAUGCUUCCACAGAGCGUCUGUGGAGUCUUUGUAGAUGGUAACAGACUCUCCUUCUGCUGGUUUACUAGCUUCAGGCAAUGUGAUCAACUCUGCAGCCUGAGCAGAGUAGUGUCUUAGCAAAGAGCCAGACUUCAAGACGGCCUCUUGACAGUAAUGUUCAGCAUGUUGAGUAAGGUGGUGUUGCAUCUAAGCCAUCGGGCUGUAGAAAGAUGGGAUCUUUUCCAAAAGAAUCAAAGUCACAGUAUGAGGACAAAAGAACAGAAGUCUUACAACCUGAUUUCUCAUCCACUGUUUGAGUGAAAGGUCGCAUAGGGUCAGAUCAGGGAGACCCAAAGUAGGAGCCUGAGGUCAGUGAACGUUUGUUCAGCCUCAGACGUCCACGUAAGACAAGAAGUAGACGAUGAAUAUGAAGCCCCACUCAGGGUUCUGAUGCAGACAAAGACAGUAAAGUUAGGAACGAAAGUCCUACAAUAAGAACAAAGACCUAGAAAAGACAUAAGCUGUUUAUACGUGCACGGUUUAGGCAGGUUUCAAAUUGCUUUAACUCUGUUGGGUGAGAUGGAUUUGCCAUCAGCUGUAAUUACAAUGACCCAGAAAAUAACCUUAGUCUGAACAAACUGUAAUUAAGACAGGCUCGAUUUGUGGCCUGUAGCAUCCAAUGUUUCAGUAGCUUAGUGGUGUCUGCAGUAACGCCAUCUAUGGCUUCCUUUAAGAGGCUGUUGUUGUUUACAUGGUCUGUGGUCAGAUUUAGGUGUGAUGACCACUGGUUCACAUCCUCUCAUUAAACCUACAUCAUGUCUGUGUGUGAGUCACAGGGAAGCAGGAGCUUCCUGUAAGGCUGAGUGUUGGGUCAGAGCGUGCUCUGAAAAAUAAAAAUAAAAAAAAAGCACAUGGGGUCAGAAGUCGUUCACCACUCUCCACCCCGUUGACAUCUGUUCACGAAAGGACCCACGUCCUGCAUGUGUCUCCAUCAUGUUUUCACAGAGGGACGUGUGGAACUGUAGAAUAAAAAUCAAAAAUCUUUUUGUUUGUUAGUAAAAGAAAUCGCAAGCGCAGACCUGUGUUCAUCCCAAAAGAGGGAAGUUGAGGUCUGUGUGUGUGUGUGUGUGUGUGUGUGUGUGUGUGUGUGUGUGUGUGUGUGUGUGUGUGUGUGUGUGUGUGUGUGUGUGUGUGUGUGUGUGUGUGUGUGUGUGUGUGUGUGUGUGUGUGUGUGUGUGUGUGUGUGUGUGUGUGUGUGUGAGAGAGAAAUCUCAUAAUCUAAUGUAAUCUAACUCUUCAAACCUGUCUUCAGGACCAGAAGACACAUGUGCUGUACAGGACAGGUCAGAUGCGUCUCUGGAGGUCGUAUCACAUGGAAACAAGCUGUGAUGCAGCCUGUGUGAAGGCCUCAGUUACAGCCCCCCCCUCAGCAGCCAAUGAUAAGAGCACAGCUGAGCUGAAGUUAACACCAACAAAAGAGGGAUUAUUUAGAAUAUCUGUAGAUGUAACCUGCACUCCGUCUGGAGUGGAAAUCAAUCAAAUACCUAAUUUACACAUGAGAUCUCUUCCUAAAAAUUUAACUAGGCACAAGUUUGAAAGCAAAAAUCAAUCUCAUUACUGAAUUUGUUGCAAGUUAAAAUAAUUUAAACCUAUCAGACUGUAAAGUCAUGCAGCAGUUGCCAUUUAGCUGUUUGUCAUCAUUUUAAAAUCACUCUGUGGGAUUUUUUGUUUUUAAGCAAAAAGCGAUUUCUAAUUGCGAGCAGAUAAGCAUGUACAUGAAUUUGAGCAUGUAUCAGCUGUAAGCGUGUUUCUUCGUUGCGUGUAUGAAUGUGUGUGUAUGUUUGCGGUACUGUGUUGUACGUCACGUGAAAAGGAACCGUCACCUUCCUCCUUCCCCAACCAUCAGUCUCAUGUGAGCGCCAGAGGGUGAAGCCUUUCGAUGGGACAGUUGUUCCUCGAUGACAGACGUUUCCUGGAUCCUCAGAUGCAGCUCUAUUGGGCCAAUCACGUCUGAAGCCUCUCCUGUUGUUUCAACCAGUGUCUGUGUCAGAGCACGUCUUCUCUGCUGUUGCUCUGUCCUUGUUUUCCUUUGCUGAUUGUCAUAAGCAGGUGUCUGUGUCAAACACACACGCUUGUAGUAGCUGGUUCAUCUGAUGAGCCCAGAACGUGACGGCUGCAGACGUUGUGGGAGUCGCUGAGGCCUCCAUGCUGUGGUCUGUGUCCUCCAGCUGCUGUGGUAUCAGAGCUUCCACCCUGUUCUGGUUGUUGGUCGGGCGCUUCUUCUCCUUCGGUUCUUCUGCUGACGGUGGGAAAGGAGUCCAGAUCCGGAUUUACCCUCAUCGCGCUCAGUUCUGCAUUAGGACAAAGAGCAGAAAGAAUGGGAGCAUUUGCUCUUGACAUGAUAUGUGUGUGUGUGGUGUGUGUGUGGCAGAGUGGAAACAAUUCUUCCCCAGAGUUGUUAUCUCCUUUUUUUCCCUGUUACGCUCAUCACUCUUUUGUUUCUUUUAGGGGUGUAGUUUUCAUAGUUUUGUUUUUUCAGAUCUUUUCUUUUGUCUCUAUUUUUUUCUUUUAAGGUGCGUAUGUCCUUUUACACAAGUGAUUCUCCUUUUGAACCCAUAACCAGUUUCCCACUCAUGGAAACAUGAAACGCACUAAUAACCAUAUUUACUUUUUACUUUAAUUGCGUUUAGUUUUGUACGGUUUCUAUCUGGUGGUGAAGACUCAAAUUGCCCCGAACCCGUCUUUCAGAGUCCAGCGGUUUCCUGCCUUAGAUUUUUUGUGUGUUCCGGCCGGAACCUUCCCAAAAUGCCUUUUUAUCGGACGUCUCUGUAAAAAGGGAACCAACCUGAUCUUGCGACAGAGCCUUUCCCGAAGUACCUAAUUAAGUCACCUAAUUAAGAACAUGUAUUAUUGGGAUUUUUUUUUCUUCUUUUUCUCGAUCUAAUUAAUUUUUUUCUAAUUAAAUUUAGUGUUUCAACCAAAUAGAAGAUUUCUUUUCUUUUUUCUUUUUCAACCAAUUGAAAUGUUUCAGCUAAAUUAAAAAUAAAAGUUCCAAUUUUUUUUUUUUCCAAAUCAAAGAUCUCUCACCGAGCCGAGCCAAAUUAAGAUUUGAGUUUGAAUCUGAGUUCGUGGAUCUCGUCAGAGGCGAUCCAGACGGGUGAGCAGUCCUCCCACUCAGAACAGCUGUAGAGGUUUGGAGGCUGAGCGACCCUAGUCCUCAGGACUAUCGUCCCUGGUCACACCGUCCAGACGACCUGCCGCGGAAUCCUGCCGACAACGCCAAUUUCUGUGGUGGAAAUUUUCCAUAAAGAAGCAGAUGAGAGAGUUGUCCUUUUGUGCGAUUUAUUGAAAUAAUAAAGAAAAUAAAAAUAAUGGGGAAAGCAAAUAAAAAGCAUGGAUGUUGAUCGUGCACAUCAACAAACCAAAAACCAGCUGGGGAGAUCAGUGCACACACCACGAAGGUGUGAUGCAAAGAGCCCACGAUCCUCAAGUUGCUUCUGUCUUUUAGCUUCUCUGUCCGACUAGGGUGGAAUGUCUUUCUAACCCAAUCAAAUUACAUGCACCAUCUCCUCCCUGUCGCAGUGUGUGUGAAGAUAUUUACAUUCUCACACCUGCAUCGCUGACGUCCAACUAUCUGUGAGAAAGGAGCACCAAGUUUUAACAGACAGAGACACAACUCCCUGACCUUGGGUUUGGGAGCUAGAGUUGAGAGUCUAUCAGGCAGAGACAACCAUUGAACAAUCUAGGUCAAAUGUCAAAUGCAUACAGUAAGACAAAACAUAAGAUAUUAAUUGCAGAACAUAAGUCAUAAAUCAUAUAAUAACUACAUAGAAAUAAGGAAGAGACAUAGAAAUAAGGAAGAGACCAUUUUUCCCAUAACACUAGUUGUGUAAACUGUUUAAUAGUUUAAUAAGUAAUAAUAAUUAACCAGUCAGAACCAAAAUUCUUGCCAUUUAAGGUAAUGAAACUGAACUAUAAAAUAGUCGUUAAUUACUCAUAAUUUAUUAUUUAAAACCACACAUUAAGCCCUUUCACAAUAAAAGCAUUGUGUGUGUGUGUGUGUGUGUGUGUGUGUGUGUGUGUGUGUGUGUGUGUGUGUGUGUGUGUGUGUGUGUGUGUGCGUGCUUAUUUGCUGAACUGUAAAAUAGUCUCAUUAACGAUUGGUAAUUAUUCAGUCAGAACCAGAAACCAUUGGUGCUUUUAUUUUGAAAAGAUUUAGAGGAAAUGUGUCGGGGGUAAUAACAUAAAUGUUAGUCUUUGAAUGAUUAAUUAUGACUAUUUAAAGGCAAAAACAGUGCAGUUAAAGCUAAUAAAUUGCAUUGAUGCUUUUAUUUUAAGCUUGUAGCCACAGUUGCAAUUUCAAAAUAUGUCUUCUCCUGUUUUUUUCCACAGAUGUGUGCCGAAAAUUAUCAUUAGAGUCUAUGGGAGAAUUUCAGGAUCUCUCUGCGCUUUGAGGUUGAUAGCGACUAAAGUAUAAUUGUGAUUACACUGAUAGAGUAAUAAUUGUGGCUGUAGUGACGAGUUAAAGACAAAGUUCCGUCUUAAAAAGACGAGCUCUCGCACUGUAGCUGUGACAUCACGCACUCUAGCUCACGCAAUACACACUUAUGGAAAAGCUGAAAUUUUAACAAAAAACACCCAAUAUUUAAACACUCACAAGUAAAAAAAAGUAUAGAACAUACGAGGACCCUGAUUUACACAGAUAAAUUCGAAAUGUUUUAGAACGUUGAACGACAUUUCUACACGAAGCGUUGAGAAAAAGAUAGUGAUCAAAAAACGUGAUGGAAUAAUGAUAAUAAUAAAGAAAUCUGAAAAUAACAAUAGUGAGAGAGUAUUGCACAGUGUACAUUUUCUACAUAACCACUGAUGCAGUGGGAAAGUUAUAAGUUGUGGUGUGGGAGAAAGUUAACAGUGUUUGAACUGUGUCUGAUCACAGCAGGUAAGAAAUAUCUGGGAUAUCUCUUUCACACAGCGAGGGGGCAUUAGUCUGCUACUGAAGCUGCUCUCCAUAGGAGACAGCGAAUCCUCCAGUGGGUGAGAGUCAUGGUCUAGGAGAGAUGUAACUUUAGCCAGGACCCUUCUCUCACCCACCUCCUGCACUAUGUCUAGACUGAAGCCCAGGACAGAGCUGGACCUUUUGAUGACCCUGUCCAGCCUCUUCCUGACCUUCACUGGAAUGCUGCUGCUCUAGCAGCUAACCCAUACAGGAUAGCUGAUGCCACCCCAGAUAGAAGGGCUUCAGGAGUGGCCCCCUCACUCCAAAAGACAGCAGUCUCCUCAGGUGGUAGAGUCUGCUCUAACCCUUCCUGUACAGUGCAUCUGUGUUGAGUCCAGUUCAGUUUAUUGUUUACACAGCGAGGUAUUUAUAAGAGUCCACUCUCUUAAUGUCCAUUUCCUGGAUCUGACAGCAGACUGCCGUCGGCGAAAAUCCGCCACCAUCUCUUUGGUUUUCCCUGCGUUGAUCAGGAGGUAGUUUUGCUGGCACCAGUUCACAUAGUCUUGAAUGAGUCCUCUGUCCCCUGUCAUCAGAUAACUUCUGCAGGACACAGCUGUCCAUGUUGUGUCUGAAGUUCGAUGUAAAGAGGGUGAAGAGGAAGUGGGCCAGUGCAGUCCCCUGUGGGGCCCCCACACUGCAGGUCAGAGUGUCAGACACACAGUCCCUGGCUCUCUCAAACUGUGGCCUGUUUGUGGGGUAGUUCCAGACCAGUUUGUCUUUCAGAAGCACCAGCUGCAUAAGGCACUGGAGAAAUCAAAAAACAUGAUCCUCAAAGUGUUGCCGGACGUCAAAUUGGUACAUGAACUGCAUCAGAUCUAGGUAUGUUGUCACCGCAGAGUGGAGGUGACUUCAGACCAAUCUCUCCAGUGUCUUCAUCAGAUGGCACGUGAGAGCCACUGGUCUGAAGCUGCCGAGGUCCCUAGCAUGCGGUGUCUUGAGUACUGGUAUCAAGCAGUAGGUCUUCCAGAGCUGUGGUAACAUCCUCAGCUUGAGGCUGAGGUUGAAGUCAUGCUCUAUAAUUGCACACAGUUCGCCUGCGCAGGACUUUAGGAGUCUGGAGCUAAUGCCAUCUGGUCCGGCUGCUUUCCUGACCUUGAUCUUCCUGAGCUUUUUUCUUCACCUGCGGACUAGAGAAGGACAUGGGUUGAAGCAGUGUCAGUGUCAAGGUGGUGUGAAGUGGAGGAGUGUUGCUGGGAUGAGUCACAGGUCUGCAGGGCUGAUUGUGCUUGGCUUUGGGUUAGAGGUGUGAAGGGCUGUGGGGGGUUUUCCAGUGGUGUAAGGCAGCUGCUGGGGGCUAUUGAAAUGUAAGUUCAGGUCCUUGACCCAGCUCAGGUCCCCAUCAGCCUGUGAGUCUAGAGUUUGUAGCCAGAAAUGGUUUUCAGGCUUCUCCACACCUCACCACCUGAUGUUGUUCUGCUGCAGCUGCUUCUCCAUCAUCAGCCUGUAGCUGGCCUUUACUUCACAGCUUUUCCUCCUCAGCUCCUUCUGUACUCUCCUCAUCUCUUCCCUAUUCCCUGAUACAAACACUCUCUUCUUUUUCUUUAGGAGAGCUUUAAUAUUAGGGUGACCCAUGGCUCAUUCUUGGCGAAACACCAUACCACCCUGGAGGGAACUGUGUUUUCACAGCAGAAGUUCAGUCUGUGUUUGUGUUAUGUCCUCCCCAUGUGGGUUGCAGAGCUCCGUCCGCAGAGUGAUGUUAAAACAUUCCCUGAGAGCCUCCUCACUCUCAGCCGUCCACCUCUUCAAUGUGUGGGGCACCACCAGCUGCCUGUGUAUAACAGUUUUAUACACAGACAGGAGAUGCAGAAUGUUAUGGUCAGCUCUGCCCAGAGCUAUUUUAUUGGUGGGACAGGUGACAUAUUGGGUGCAUGUAGGCAGAGCAGUUAAAGGAGGUGCGUGGUUGAAGUCCCCAGAGAUCAGGCAGAGGGCCUGUGGGUGCUGUGUCUGCAGCCUGCUAGUGAACGCGAGCAGGGUCUCGGAGGCUGCAUUAGCGGAGGGUAGAACAUAUACAGCAGGUAGAAUGGCCUCAUGCCUACUGCCAACAACUCAAUGUCUCUGUUGCCAAGCUUCUAUUUAAUGGUGCAGUGUCCUGGUGUACACCACCUCAUGUUCACAAACACAGCCAGGCCCCCUACCUUCAUCUUAUCGCUGUCCUCCAUCCUGUCCGCUCGCAGCAGAUGAACAUUGGCCAGUGACACAGUUGAAUGUGGGAUGAGUGAAGUCAGUCAGAUCUCCGUAAACCGUAGGGCGCUGCUCGUCCUGUACACCAGCUGAUGCAGUGUGUGCGUGUGUAAUCAGAUGCGUGUGUGCAUAAACUGAUCUGUGCGUGCGUAAACUGAUAUGUGUGUGCAUAACAGAUUUGUACCUGUAGACUUACUGGGCCAUGCUUAUACUUGUAAAUUUAGCCACGAUUUGUGCGUAAUUUUAAUGCUCGAUUUAUAAGUAAAUUAAUGUGACCUUAAUUUGCUUCCACGAUUGGCUAAUGAACAGGUAAGUUGUUGCAGUGCUUUGACGUAGCACAGCAGAUCCUGACAGCUCUACAAGCAGUACACAGCAACAAGGUAGUCCACUGACUGAUGAAUUUAAAUAUGUCUGAUCACUAAAUAUAAUUAAUGAUUAUAUUCAUGUGUAUGAAGUGUGACGUUACUCCUGUGAUUUGCGGAGGUGAUGCAGUUGCGCAAACAUUAAACUGCUGUUUCUAUCAGACAUUAAUGUAGCCAACAGGCUAUUAGCAAUGCCAUGCUAUGUUAUGAUGCAGCUGGGGUUAAGGUGGGUACGUUCCCCUGUACAGCUACUGAUUCUGUGUGAUCAUUUAUUAGACCACAAUAAACACGUUUGCUUUUGGUGA